This is a messenger RNA of Lucilia cuprina (Australian sheep blowfly), 1315 nucleotides long. It is a transcript of the gene flip, whose product is annotated as ankyrin-1. The coding region runs from base 299 to 1315 and encodes 338 amino acids. Gene Ontology annotation, molecular function: protein binding. The record is from RefSeq and is a predicted model, not a curated record. Lineage: Eukaryota; Metazoa; Arthropoda; Insecta; Diptera; Calliphoridae. The transcript has 5 exons.
ACAAAAUUUACAAAGGAAAAAAUGCGAUACUUUUUGUUGAUGCUGCUACACUAUUGUAGAUAUUGUAGUCGCAAUAGUUGUUAGCAAUUAUCAACUGCAACAGAAAGAAGAAUGUACAUUCUCAAAGGAAUCCAAAUGCAAUGCAGUAACCAAAAGAAGAGCAAACCAGAAAAAAAUUAAACUACUACAUGCAACAAAAGAAUAAAUACCACCAUUAAAAAAGCACAAAAGAAAUAAAAAUCAUCAGCAACAUCGUCAUCAUCUGAGCAGCACCUUUGUAUUUUCAGCCAAAACAUCAAUGAUGAAGAAUAAAGUAAAAGACACUUUUACAUUAACAAACGAUAAGGAACCAAGAAAGUUAACUAAAGACAACAGCAGCAACAAAGAUGCUGGCAAUAUUAAAAAUGAAUUUAAUGUAAGAAUUUUAAAAGAAACGAAUAAUAGUAUUACGCUGGAAUGGAAUUUAAUUUCUGAAACAGAUGUGUAUGAAAUUGAAGUGCAUCAUAAAGUCAAAGGAUGGCAAAAUGUUGAUUGGACUAGUAAAUGUUUUUCCACAGUUACAAACUUAGACGAAAAUUUUGGUUAUAUAUUACGAGUUAAAGCUUUAAAAUUAAAUGCAGCCGAAGGUGCUUAUUGGACAUUACAAACUUCAUCAGAUAUUGUUGGCUGCACUUUGGCGGCUGAACCAACUGCAAUUUGUCUUUUUCGUGCCAUUAAAAAAGACCAACAAUUUUUGGUUAAACGUAUUUUACGUCAUCGUCCUAUUUUAAUUGAAUAUCCAGGACCAAAUGGUUACUUGCCUUUAGCUAAUGCUAUUGCGUUUAGUGAAAUGUGUAUUGUUGAUGUGAUACUUACCUAUGGUGGUAGUGUCCAUUUAGGAAAUAUAAAUAAUAAACGGACGCCAUUGCAUCAGGCCUUCUAUUAUGGACGUUUGCCGGUGGCGCGUAUCUUGUUGAAUAAAAAAGCCAAUAUGGAAGCCAAAGAUAUUUACGGUUUAACUGCCAGUCACUUGGCGGUAGAUGCAAAUCAAGGUGAGAUUUUAAAAUUUGCACUUGAAAAUGGUGCCAAUAUAGAGGCCAGAGAUGCAUGUGGAUGGACAUUGUUAAUGCGUGCAGUGGUUAUGGCUUCCGAUUUAAGCAUUUUAAAGUUAUUGGUUAUUUGUGGUGCUGAUGUGGAGAGCAAGGAUAUGAAUAAUUUAAAUUGUCAAGAUUUGGCACGAUUGUAUGGCAAUGACAAAGCUGCUGAUUAUUUUCAAAAAAUCUUGAAAUUAAAAAAGGAAAAAGAACUGCAAAGUAAAAAUGAAAAACACAAAUAG